AACAUGGGCCAGAGAUUCAGAUCAUGUAGCAGUCCACAGCGAUUAAACUUCAGGAGAUCCAGUUAGCCUGGAAUGGGCCCAUUUCUCGCACCCUGGAUUCCUCUCAAAUUGCAGCCUAGGCGGCAUUAGUCAUGGAGCUCUGUGGUUUUGCACUCGGCACAUCCUGUGCUGCAGACUUAAACUGUUGACGUGAGCUGACCAGGCAGGUGUACAUGAGGGUGGUUGGAUCCCAUUGGUUGGACUCUCCAGCUCUAAUGAACCUCUCAGCCUGGUAAUUAAUAUAAUGACACGACUAUCCCCAAAGUAAACAAGGGGAAAAAAUCAAUGCAAACUACACUUUUUAUUGGCAGCUAGGCUUGCCUGUGACUAUUUCUCGGUCCUUCUGAGAGGAAAGGGCUUCGCAGCCCCAGAGAAGGAAUGCCUUUUACUACUACUACUACUACUACUACCUGUUUCUAGUUAUGUUUCCCUGGAAGAUGUAGGAUAAGACAGUUUCCCACUAUUCCAGUUUUCCUGCUGAAGCUGCCAGUGAUCAAGUGCGAGCAGCCAAAGCAUCAUCCAGCCAUGGAUAUCAAAGCAACAGCGCAUCAGAGACACCAUCCCCAGGAAGCUGGAGAAGAUGAGACUGCUUCCCCCAACCCAGAGGGCUGGAAGAUCAACUACGAGAAGUCGUGGCUACACCGCCAUUGCUCUUCCUUGCUCCUCCGCGACAAGCAGGCCCAGAAGGCCGGGCGGCUUUUCUCAGGACUGAUGGCCAUGAACGUGGUGUUCCUGGGCAGUGCCUUCAUCUGCAGCAUGAUUUUCAACAAGGUGGUCAUUACGCUGGAAGACGUCUGGAUCUUCCUCUCCAUCCUCAAGGUCCUGGCCUUAGGCUGGAUGGCAAGCUAUUUAUUGUUCACCAGGAGGAAGCCACACGCUAUCUUGUACCGGGAUGCCCAUGCAGGGCCCAUGUGGGUUAAAGGUUCUCUAAUCCUGUUUGGCGCUUGCAGUGUCCUCCUGCACAUGUUCCGGAUUGGGUACAACAUUAUCCAUAUUCAAUGUAAAUCCCAGGUGGCCCUUUUGUUCCCAUCCAUAGGAAUCCUCUUCAUCUGCAUUCAGACUUACUUUAUAUGGUGCCAUGCAAAGGACUGCACCCAGGUUCACCACAACUUCACCAGAUGUGGGCUAAUGCUGACCUUAGCCAUUAACCUCUUGCUGUGGCUCUUAGCAGUGACCGAUGACUCAGUUCACAAGGAAAUUGAAUCAGAACAAAACAAUACCAUGCAGAGAUAUGAAGGCAAUGGGACCAGCUCCUGCAGGUGCUCCAACAAAACAGGCUGCAAGGUCUUCCAGAAUGGCUAUAUUUUGCUGUACCCCUUCAACACAGAAUACUGCCUGAUCUGCUGCUCCAUGCUUUAUGUCAUGUGGAAGAACGUGGGCCGGCGCAUAGCUCAGCACCAUAGUACUUGUGCCAAGCCCAGAUUCAAACCACAUGGGGUCAUUUUUGGGCCGCUGCUGGGCAUCUUCGCAGUGAUCGCUGGCAUCUGCAUUUUCAUGAUGUAUCAGGUCCAAGCCACCAGCUCCUCCCCGAGCCAUCAGGCAUUCAUUCUCUAUUAUUCCUACUACAUUGUUUUGUUGCCUGUGAUGACACUAGGAGCCUUAAUUGGAACCAUCACCCAUGGCUUAGAAGAGAGGGAGCUGGACACGCUAAAAAACCCAACACGAAGCCUCGAUGUGAUACUGCUCAUGGGAGCAGCCUUAGGCCAGAUCGGCAUCUCUUACUUUUCCAUUGUGGCCAUUGUGGCCACAGACCCAACGGAUUUGUUGAACAGCAUCAUCCUAGCCUAUUCGGUGAGCCUCAUCAUUCAGCACAUCACUCAGAACAUCUUCAUUAUUGAGGGGCUCCAUAGACAGCCACUGCCAGCAAAUGAAGCUCACAGCCAAGCUGAACAUUCCGGGAAUGGCUCUACCUCAACCCAGAGCCCACCCAGUGAAGACAUGAUUGCAUCCCCUGGCUGUCGAGAACCUGUCUCAUCAGCAGCCAACAAGGAGGCAGAUCCCAAUGAAGGGGAGAAAUGCGAACAUGCUAGCGUCCCAAAAGUUUGCAACCCAGAGAGAAGGCAGGACAUCCGCAAAGCUUCACAGACCUACAUCCAGACCUACAGCCAUUUGAACUGGAAGAGGAAAGCUCUGAAAGAGAUCUCUAGCUUCUUGAUCAUGUGCAACAUCAUAUUAUGGAUCAUGCCAUCAUUUGGAGCGCAUCCGGUGUUUGAGAAUGGAAUAGAGAAAUCAUUUUAUGGCUACUCUACCUGGUUUGUUAUUGUCAAUUUCGGGCUUCCCUUGGGUGUGUUCUACAGGAUGCAUUCCGUUGGCGAUCUUCUGGAGGUGUACCGAUCUGCUUGAACUCAACUCAAGCCUUCAUACAUGGACAGCAGAGUGAAAACUUCACUGAAAUAUUUAUGGAAACCAGUAACUGUUAUGAGAAUAUGACAUUAAAAAGUGGAAAUUGUGGCUACAGUUUGAACAGUUUACGACACUGGGGUGGGGGAAUCAAAGUAAAUUUAACCUUCUUGGUACUUAGCCUACUAUGUCAUGGGAGAAUGCACAUCCCAUAACAGAUUAUUACAGAACUGACACAUUCUGUGUACAUUAUAAUCUCUAAUUACAAUUAUGCUAGUAAGGUAAAGGGACCCCUGACCACAAGGUCAA
Molecule: messenger RNA, 2688 nt
Organism: Podarcis raffonei (Aeolian wall lizard)
Lineage: Eukaryota; Metazoa; Chordata; Lepidosauria; Squamata; Lacertidae
Gene: OTOP3
Product: otopetrin 3
Exons: 7
Coding region: 565-2382 (605 amino acids)
Biological process (GO): proton transmembrane transport
Cellular component (GO): membrane
Molecular function (GO): proton channel activity
Source: RefSeq, a predicted model, not a curated record